Sitophilus oryzae (rice weevil) is the source of this 2340-nucleotide messenger RNA. RefSeq names its product sialin-like. Lineage: Eukaryota; Metazoa; Arthropoda; Insecta; Coleoptera; Curculionidae. Gene Ontology annotation, molecular function: transmembrane transporter activity. The transcript has 9 exons. Bases 182 to 1630 code for a protein of 482 amino acids. The record is from RefSeq and is a predicted model, not a curated record. Gene Ontology annotation, biological process: transmembrane transport; monoatomic anion transport.
AUACGCGCUAAAUCGUACGCUUCAGGCUGGUCCUGUUCCUGAAAAGCACUGAAAAUUUCCCGGUUUCCUCUAGUCAAAAUGCAUUUUUGAACGAAUAUUUUGGUGGGGUAUUGUAAAAAAGGUCGGGUUUAAGUUAUAAUCGAGGUGAAAUAGAAGUUUUAAUAAGAAAUAGAAAUAAAUCAUGAGGGAAGUGGAAGCUAGAGGAGGAUUUGGUAAAAUAUCCUCUCGAUACCUUCUUGCGAUACUGGGUUCAAUCGGUUUGGGCAUUGUCUACGGGCUGAAAGUAAACUUCCAUGUCGCCAUUGUGAGUAUGGUGAACCACACUGCAGUUGGUGGGAGUGAACAUGGAGACGCUGGUGAGGAUGGCCCAUUUGAGUGGCCCAAACUGGUCCAAGGUUUAUUGCUGAGUUCCUAUUUCUGGGGAUAUAUGGUCGCAGAACUUCCUGGUGGUCGGAUUGCUGAAUUGUUCAGUGCAAAAUGGGUGAUGUUUUUUUCAGUCGCCAUUAAUAUAAUCGCGGCUUUAUUGUCACCCCUUAUGGCUGAACUGCAUUAUGGUGGGCUCUUUGUCAUGAGAAUUGCUCAAGGAAUUGGUGGAGGAGUCAGCUUUCCAGGUAUGCACGUAAUGUUAGCACAUUGGGCACCUCCCAAUGAAAGAAGUGUUAUGAGCAGUAUUGUGUAUGCAGGCACUGCGCUAGGUACAGUAGUAUUCAUGCUGGUAUCUGGCUUGAUAGCAGGCAAAAUAGGUUGGCAGUACAUUUUCUAUCUCGAAGGAGCUAUCAGCGCUGCUUGGUUGCUUCUCUGGGGUAUCCUGGUAGCUGACACGCCGGCGAAACAAAUAUAUGUUGAUAAAAAAACACUGAAAAGCACAUAUUUGUUUUCUACUGAAAAUAAUUCCAAAAUAACUUGCAAUCUGGAAAAAUUGAAGAUGCCCUGGAAGGCAGUUUUCCUGUCGCCUGCUUUCCUAGCCAUCUUAAUAGCGCACACUUGUUCAAACUGGGGAUGGUACAUGGUACUUAUCGAGUUGCCUCUGUAUAUGAAGAGCGUGCUCAAGUUCAAGAUAUCAGAAAAUGCUGUUCUGACGGCAUUACCUUUCUUCUGCAUGUGGUUGUUCUCGAUGGUACUGAGCAAACUGUUGGACUCUUUGCGAGGAAGAAAUAAAAUCACAACGACCACAGCUAGAAAACUAGCCACAGGAUGCGCUAGCUUCAUACCGCUGAUAUGUUUCGUCGCCCUGUGUUACGUGGACAACAGAGGAGCUGCAGUAGCUCUGAUGACCAUCGCCAUUACAGCCAUCGGUGGAAUGUUCUGCGGAUUUUUAUCGAACCAUAUUGACAUUGCUCCGAACUACGCCGGAACACUCAUGGCAUUGACCAACACUGUAGCUACAAUUCCCGGUAUUGCAGUUCCUAUUUUCGUCAGUGAACUGACCAAAAAAGACGACUCCAUUUCUUCCUGGAGGAUAAUAUUUUGGGUGACGAUAGUACUUUACAUAGUCGAAAUCGUGGUUUAUAUGGCAUUCGGAUCUGGAGAGGAACAGAAAUGGAACAGAGCAGGACAGAUUGAAGUUGGUGAAUCUCAACCGUUAAAGUCACAAAUUAGUCCGACUACAAAUAAAAGUGACAAAAUAUAAAUGUUUUUUUUAUUAAAAAUUUAUACAUCGUGUAUUGUCUAUGUCUCAAAUAAUAUGUUAGAUAAUAAUUUAUCAACAUAGAACCAUCCUGUAAUUUAACUAAAGUCUGCCCAACUUGUUAGGGAUGAUUUCGACAAUGCCGUCUCUAAAUAACCAAAAGAAAUAAAGUGACAGCUACAACUCACUCACUCUUAGAGAUAGACUAUAACUGUCUUUCAUUGGACAGACUAUAAUUUAUUUUUUUAUUGUACAGUAUUGGCUUUCUAGAACAGAAUAUACAGUUACAUACAGAUUGUUAACUGGACAGUUACCUAUAGGGGAACAGAAUGGCAACACUGACUAUUGAGAACGCAUGCACUUAUAGGAUUUUCUGCCGACUCGUCCCGUCGCGUCAUCUAUCGAUGAGCGGGCCGAGUUUGCCAUAUUUCAACCAUAAAGCUUUUGCUGCGGGUAAUAAACAAAUUAACAACCUGUAGAGUUAAACUUACUAAGAUUCUAUAGGUUUUAUCUUCAUUUCUUCAUUCAAAAAAAAAUGACCAAAUUGAUAUUUAUUCGAUUAAUUCUUACAAAUUUGAUUGUAACUGUAUUUUUGUACAACUUUUUUUAGGUUGAAGCUUUGAAUAAGAAGACUAAGGAAGGAGCAUAAUGCUAUCCAUGUAUUCAUGCAUGGUGGGCGGAAAAAGCACCAUAAAAGCACUCUAGGGUGGGCA